CAGGGCCGGGAACUCGCACCAGCCUAUGGGAGGGGUGUCCUGGGGCUGCCGGGAGAAAGCAGGUCGAGAAACCUGAGAGCUCAACCCCUCUGGGGGAGGGGCUCUGCGGGUCCGACCUGCCUGUGGGGGAGGAAGGUAUCGCUCGGCUUGGGGCCUGAUCGCAUCGAGGGACCGGGUUUCCCCAAGCUAGAGUGAACCCCUGCGACUCAGGACGGCCCCCUGGUCUCCGUGUCCUGACCAGAAGAGUUCCGGGAAAGCCGCGAGACUGGGCCGCCUAAGCCGGUCUGAGCCGGUGGUCGGGGGCGGAAUCAGGGUCCAGCCUCACUGGCUGCACCGCAUUGCGUCUUCCCGGCCGAGAUGGGGCUGAGGCGCCCCCUGUAGGCCGAGCGCGGGCACUGUACUGGCUGCUGGCUCGGGGACCUGGGCACCCUUGGGGACACAGGCAUCUGGGGACCGCCAGUGUUUACCUAAUUCGGGGUGGACGGCGAUGUGGCCCUAGGCCCGGCGGCCGCCUGCCCGCCCCUCAUCUUCACAGGUGGCACGACUAUGGCUACAAUGGUGCUUCCGCGGGAGGAGAAACUGACCCAGGAUGAGAUCGUGCUGGGCACCAAAGCUGUCAUCCAGGGACUAGAGACUCUGCGUGGGGAGCAUCGUGCCCUGCUCACUCCCCUGAACUCGCAUGAGGCCGGCGAGGCUGAGCCUGGUUCCCAGGAACGCUGCCUCCUCCUGCGACGCUCCCUGGAGGCCAUUGAGCUGGGGCUAGGGGAAGCCCAGGUGAUCCUAGCACUGUCAAGCCAUCUGGGUGCUGUGGAGUCAGAGAAGCAGAAGCUUCGGGCUCAGGUGCGGCGCCUGGUGCAGGAGAACCAGUGGCUGCGUGAGGAGCUGGCAGGGACGCAGCAGAAGCUGCAGCACAGUGAGCAGGCAGUGGCCCAGCUGGAAGAAGAGAAGCAGCACCUGCUGUUCAUGAGCCAGAUCCGAAAGCUGGAUGAGGACACUUCCCCUAACGAAGAGAAGGGAGAUGUCCCCAAAGACUCUCUAGAUGACCUGUUCCCCAAUGAGGAUGAGCAGAGCCCAGCCCCCAGCCCUGGAGGAGGCGAUGUGGCUGCCCAGCAUGGGGGUUAUGAAAUCCCAGCACGACUUCGUACCCUGCACAAUCUGGUGAUCCAGUAUGCCUCUCAGGGCCGCUAUGAGGUGGCUGUGCCACUCUGCAAGCAGGCACUGGAGGACUUGGAGAAGACAUCAGGCCAUGACCACCCUGACGUGGCCACCAUGCUGAACAUCUUGGCACUGGUCUAUCGGGACCAGAACAAGUACAAGGAAGCUGCGCACCUGCUCAAUGAUGCCCUGGCCAUCCGGGAGAAGACACUGGGCAAGGACCACCCAGCCGUAGCUGCAACACUAAACAAUCUGGCAGUUCUGUAUGGCAAGCGGGGCAAGUACAAGGAGGCUGAGCCACUGUGCAAGCGGGCACUGGAGAUCCGGGAGAAGGUCCUGGGCAAGUUUCACCCAGAUGUGGCCAAGCAGCUCAGCAACCUGGCCUUGCUGUGCCAGAACCAGGGCAAAGCCGAGGAGGUGGAAUACUACUACCGGCGGGCACUGGAGAUCUACGCCACACGCCUUGGGCCUGACGACCCCAAUGUGGCCAAGACCAAGAAUAACCUGGCUUCCUGCUACCUGAAACAAGGCAAGUACCAGGACGCAGAGAUCCUGUACAAGGAGAUCCUCACCCGGGCUCAUGAGAAGGAGUUUGGUUCUGUCAAUGGAGACAACAAGCCCAUCUGGAUGCAUGCAGAGGAACGGGAGGAAAGCAAGUUCUUGCCUCCCCAGGAUAAGCACCGGGACAGCGCCCCCUAUGGGGAAUAUGGCAGCUGGUACAAGGCUUGUAAGGUUGACAGCCCCACAGUCAACACUACCCUGCGCAGCCUGGGUGCCUUGUACCGGCGCCAGGGCAAGCUGGAAGCUGCACACACACUGGAGGACUGUGCCAGCCGAAGCCGAAAGCAGGGCCUGGACCCUGCAAGCCAGACCAAGGUAGUAGAGCUGCUGAAAGAUGGCAGUGGGAGGCGGGGAGGCUGCCGUGCCACCCGAGACUCGACUGGAGGUGCUGGGCCUCGGUCUGAAUCUGACCUAGAGGAGGCAGGACCUGCCGCUGAGUGGAGUGGGGAUGGCAGUGGCUCCUUGCGGCGCAGUGGCUCCUUUGGGAAACUCCGGGAUGCCCUGAGGCGCAGCAGUGAGAUGUUGGUGAAGAAGCUGCAGGGGGGCAGCCCACAGGAGCCACCUAACCCCAGGAUGAAGCGGGCCAGUUCCCUCAAUUUCCUCAACAAGAGCGUGGAAGAGCCAGCCCAGCCUGGAGGCACAGGUCUUUCUGACAGCCGCACACUCAGCUCCAGUUCCAUGGACCUCUCCAGACGAAGCUCCCUUGUGGGCUAAUCCUGAAGGGGCAGCCAGUCACCAGAGCUUCCAUCCAGCACAUCUUCUCCCCCCAGCCCUGCGCAUGGGCCUGCUGCUUGUCCUGCCUGUCUCUCCCAAGGACCCCUGUCUUUUCUGUUCAAUCUCAGGGUAACCUCCUCCCAUUUCAUCUCAGCCCGAGCCCUGGAGGCUGGGCCUGCCCUCUCCAGCUCUACCCUGUAUUUAUUCCUUCUAGCCGAGCCCCUCUUCCCUAGGUUCCAGCCAGAAGGAGGGGCUGGCUGGAGUCUCCAAGAGGAGAUGGCCGCCCGCCCUCCCCAGACUCCGGAGUCAAGAACACUAAGAACCUGCUGCCCUGCCACUACCCCUCCCCUCCCCCCCACCCGGCCGUUGCUUCUGUAUAUAAAGAAAUAAGUUAUUGGCCGCACCCCUCCCCUCAGUUCAAGGUACUACUUGGGCCUCCCCUCACCCCGCCCUUCUCCAGUGGUACCGCCCAGGCCUUAAUCUCCCCUAUUCCGCAUGGUGGUAUCUCCCAGGCUCCUAGUUCUCGGGAGCAGCGCCUACGGAAAUGGUUCCUUGUACCACCGGGGUUUUUUUGGUUUGUUUUUUGGGUUUUUUUGCGCUCCUGGCCUUUGAGGGAUGUGCUCCACCCCACCCCACCUCCAGCCCCUAGGGUCGCUAUCUCACCCACAGCCGGGCACUGCUCUGCAACCCGGCCUUAAUGCACUGCCCCUCCCGCCUGACCCCUGCCCGGGCACUGCCCCUCGAGCCAUCCUGCCGAGCCACCUCCCACCCACCCCCCGCAGCUUCUCGCGGGGGCUAGUCAGGGCCCCCCACUUGGUGGGGGGGAGUUCGAAGCGGUCGCUCUUUAUUUUCAGAUGUUGCUGUAGAAAUAAAGACGGUUUGAACCUGA
This is a messenger RNA of Heterocephalus glaber (naked mole-rat), 3319 nucleotides long. It is a transcript of the gene Klc2, whose product is annotated as kinesin light chain 2. Gene Ontology annotation, cellular component: kinesin complex; cytoplasm. Lineage: Eukaryota; Metazoa; Chordata; Mammalia; Rodentia; Bathyergidae. Gene Ontology annotation, molecular function: kinesin binding. The record is from RefSeq and is a predicted model, not a curated record. Gene Ontology annotation, biological process: microtubule-based movement.